UGGUUAAUUUAAGCAUAAAAUAGCAUCUUCAGGAAACCAGGAAAUAGCAUCUAGGAUGAACUAGUACUGUCUGUAUUUUCUCAUCUUGGAUUGGACGAUCAAAGUUUAAAAUAUGUGGCUGAGAAAACCUUUGGGAGUGGCAUACAAAACGCCGUCUUUUACGCCGUCGGGAAAGUCACAGAACGCGCUGGAAGUGCCUGUAGGCGUUCGAUGCGGCGUUCAAUAACUAGAAAAACGUCGUUUUUUACGGCGUUCUGGAAGACUUCAUGAAGACGGUGUGCAAUGCGGCGUUCUGAAGGGAUUUUCGCCGCUUUUUUCGGCGUUUUAAGUUUAAAGACGGCGAUUAAGACGCCGUUAAAUAACGAAACGCGCACAAAAGUGGGCAAAUUGUGAUCCCUAAGACUUGAGAUACCCUGUCACCUCAGCGUGCGCUCAGCCUCGCGAGCACAUGGCUGGGUGUUGUUGCGCCGAAGAGCCACGUGAGCACCGAAAGCCGCCUCCUAUUGGCUCGAGUGGGAGCCGAGAAAAAACACACACACGCACACACCCUGCAGCUGCGGAUGAGCGGAUUUCAUGCUCUCCUAGACACGGAGACAGAGACACGGAGAGGAGUUGACGCCCAGCCCGGAAUACCUAUCACUCAGAGCGGCGGUCAGAGGGAGCGGAGCCCAGUAAAGAGACCCGCAUGGAGCAGAGGAGCGUGUUUCCGGUGUGGCGGGGCAUCGGGGCCGGCAGCAGUAUCCGGUGGACCCAGGGCUGGGAGCGCUACUUAAAAUGGGAGCUGGCCAGUCGGGAGCAAGGGAUCCGAAUCCCCAUUUUGGACUACCCAGUCUGGUUGAUCCUCUGCCGCCAGGGCCACACCCGGCUCAGGGAGGUGUGUCAGAGAGGGAGGGGCGUCAUCAGACUGCCUACAGUCAAACUUUCCCGACUCUUUGACAUCAAUGAGGUUCCCAAGGUAUUCAGAGAGGACAGCAUCAUCUCUGGAUAUCGUCACCCUCAGAGCUCCGCGCUGGACUGCAUCCUCAGCAGCUUCCACAUGAAUAACGAAACCAUCAACAUCUGGACCCACUUCCUGCCAACAUGGUAUUUUUUGUGGCGUUUCUGCGCUCUCUGCACCACCAUGAACUUCCUGAACGACAGCUACGCCUGGCCCCUGCUGGUGUACAUGCUGCUCAUCUGUAUUUACCCCUUCACCUCCAGCUGUGCACACACCUUCAGCACCAUGUCCCCAGAAUCCCGCCACAUCUGCUACUUCUUUGACUACGGAGCCCUCAGCCUCUAUAGCCUCGGUUGUGCCAUCAGCUAUGGAUACUACGUGAUGCCAGACUGCUGGUUGAACACUUGGCUCCAUCAGUACUUUGUUCUUAUUGCCAUUGGGAACACUUUGUUCUGCACCAGCAUGUCUUGUUAUUCCAGAUUCGUAGAGCUGCAGUUCCCCAAGAGAAGUAAAGCCCUUCGAACGGGCGCGUUUGUCGUCCCGUUCAUAUUUGACACAGUUCCUUUGUUUUACAGGAUACUUCUGUGUUUUUGGGGAGGCUGCAGCUCCAGCGACGCCCUGUCCAACCACUGCUACCACCUUUUUUUCGCCUUUCUCACUGGUUUCCUGUUUACCGCCCACCUACCGGAGAGGCUGGCCCCUGGGCGUUUCGACUACAUCGGCCAUAGCCAUCAGCUCUUUCACGUCAGCGCCGUGGUGGGAACCCACUUCCAGAUGGAAGGCAUCAUAGCGGACAUGUUGUCGCGGAGGGCGUGGCUCCAGACCCACGGGCUGAUGCCAUCCUUCUUUGGGACCAUCGGGGCACUCGUCGUCAGCCUCGCUCUCAACUUGGGCCUCAUCGGCCUUUUCAGCGUGCCGCUGCUACCGAACGCUCUCCAAGCCUCAGGCCAGCAGCAGACCUCAACUUGCGACAGCAAGGAGCAGUAAGGGAGCACCCCCCCAAAAAAUCACUUUCCAAAGGAAAGGUUUUCUGUUUGUCAGCUCGAAGUAGUGCUGGUUUAACAAUUGUUCUCAUUCGGAAGAGUUUGUAUUCCAUUUUCUAACAUUGUUCCGCCGCUCCGGGGUUUGUGUGAAAACUCGGAGGCUGAGGACCCAGACAGGUUAGCUACGUUUUUACGUUUGGGUUGAAGGAAGCUUCCUGUCAUGAAGCUAAAACCUCAGACUAUUGAUGAUUUGUUCUAAAGUCUUUCUUCCUAACUGGACUCACUGGUCGGUCGUUGGAAAGCAGCACAGACAAAUAUCACCCAGCUCCACGUAAAAUAAUGCAGAUUGGAUUGGCAGCUCUUAAACAUCCGCCUAUUGAUUCCACUCCGCGCUGACAGGAAUUGAUUUUCAGAACCGUAUAUUUUUUCUUUCUUUUUUUUUUGUCUGAUUGCCUGCCUCAUUAUGAGCCACACAAUCCGCCCUCAACAGGGGAGUGGAAGAAAACGUUAGUGAGGCGGUGAUUAAAAGACAGGUACCACUUUUAUAACCUUAAGUUCCCAUGGCAACGGUGGAGCGGCCAGGAAACUCGUUUUGAACAUGAGAAUCUCAACAGGCAGGAAAAUUAAAGCAGAACUGGAGAAAUUGGAUUUUAUAGACUUUUCUUUUUUUAUCGGUUAUACAUUGGUGAGAUGGGAAGAGAAGGAAAACUGGGAAUAAUUUAAUCAUAAUUUAGGGUCCUGUUAACAUUUAUGAUGUUUUUGACUCAUUUACAUCCAUACUUUUUUGUCUUGUGUGAACUUUGUUCACAUUAACCAUCGGACGAGUAGCUGUAUUUAUCAUAUUUUUUAUUUAUUGCUCAUUUUAGGUGAAGAGAAGGCGAGUUUUAUAUAUAUAUAUAUAUAUAUAUAUAUAUAUAUAUAUAUAUAUAUAUAUAUAUAAAAUUUUUGUAUUUUAUGAGACAUAACCACUUAACUGCACAAAACUUCCAUCUUCUAAGCUAUUUUUACCUAAUUGUGUUCUGUAAAACAAGUAAAAAUGGCAAAUAUAUUAAACAUUCUCAAGUAUUUCUAUAGCAAAAACCCUUAAUACUAUAAUAAAUACAGCAAAAUAGUUCAUUUCUGCAAAAACCUAUAAAAUAAACAAUAAUCUACUUAUUUUGAGACAUUCUUAGAAACAAAAAGAAGUUAAUUAGACAUCAAAUCUCAGACUAACUGGAACUGGAGAAUUAAUAGCAGCGUGUUGUAGCUGAAAGUUUCUAAAAUCUUGGUUUUACUCGACAAGCAGGUUGGCAUUCGUGUUAAACAUACAAGCACUGUUUUCCUCCUGGAACACUAGCUUACUUGUGCACGAGCAGCUAACACACACACACACACACACACACACGCACACUAAUCUGGUUGGUCGAGCCAUUAAAUCUGAGGGAAAAAGUACGUGAAAGAAAGGAAAUGAGGAGUGUUUCAGGUCUGAGGCGGAUGCUGAAGUGUUGGACUAAUAAUGAAUGAACAACACACACACACACACACACACACACACACACACACACACACACACACACACACACACACACACACACACACACACACACACACACUUUUGAAUUCUUAUUGUUUUCUGCGUACAAACCAGAAGUAGCUUUAUCCUUCAGAAGAGCAUCUCUACCAUCAGCUGUUAUCCUCUCCAUCCAAGCAUUCCUCAGUUUGACCCUGCUGAUUAAUGGAAUUCCAGCAUUCCUGAUGUAUUUCUGGGGGACACAGCUUUUAGCAUAAUUUUUUUGUUGCUGCCGUUUAUUCUUUCCUCCCUUGUUUGCAGCGGUUUGACAGCUCUGUCGUACCGAUCUAAAAUCCUCCAAACUGCAUUAUUUUUGACCCGAACAUCAAACCUGGUAAAGCUCUUCAGACCUGGCGUCUGUUACAGAAAAACUCCUGGAUUCUCAGAGAAACUCACCUUUUUGCAAUAAUAAUAUUAUCAUUGUUCUAGUUUUUUUUUAUUGUAUUGGAGGAUGUCUAAUAAAGUGGAACAGAGAGUAAAGAUGAGCAGGACUUAAAAAAGCAGUCUUUAGUGCCUUAAUGUUUUACAAAAACCUUUUUUAUGUUUGUUUAAAAAACAAAGUAUUCUUAAACUGUAUAAAUGUUUGUUUGCUGUGUAUAAUUUGUAAUUUGACAUGUUCUACUCAUUUUGUGUAAUAAAUUAAAGCUUUUAUGAAAACAA
Nothobranchius furzeri (turquoise killifish) is the source of this 4129-nucleotide messenger RNA. RefSeq names its product progestin and adipoQ receptor family member VI (gene paqr6). Gene Ontology annotation, molecular function: signaling receptor activity. Lineage: Eukaryota; Metazoa; Chordata; Actinopteri; Cyprinodontiformes; Nothobranchiidae. The record is from RefSeq and is a predicted model, not a curated record. Gene Ontology annotation, cellular component: membrane.